Messenger RNA from Phanerochaete carnosa HHB-10118-sp, 1924 nucleotides. RefSeq lists its product as uncharacterized. Gene Ontology annotation, cellular component: mitochondrion. The transcript is spliced from 7 exons. The record is from RefSeq and is a predicted model, not a curated record. Lineage: Eukaryota; Fungi; Basidiomycota; Agaricomycetes; Polyporales; Phanerochaetaceae. Gene Ontology annotation, biological process: mitochondrial respiratory chain complex I assembly. Gene Ontology annotation, molecular function: protein-arginine omega-N symmetric methyltransferase activity. Bases 63 to 1439 code for a protein of 458 amino acids.
CAGACACCUUACUUAGAGCGCCCGAGUCAUUUAGAACUUCCACGCCUCAUUAAAUCCCGACUAUGCUGCGGUGCCGGGCGGUAUCAAGGCAUCAUUCGUUCCUUGCACCGCUGUAUAAGAAACGUGUAGCGGCAAGAGUCAUAAGUUCGGCUCUCUUGUACAGCACAAACGCCGCAAAGCCGUCUGCACCAGUCACAAAGGUUGAGAAGAUCAUCCACGAUACCAUCAAGGCCACAGGUCCCUUGUCAUUUGCAAAAUACAUGCAAAUGUGUCUGUCGCAUCCGACAGAAGGGUACUACAUGAACCCCUCGCAUAGCGUCUUCGGUUCUCGAGGUGACUUCACUACCAGCCCCGAGAUCAGCCAGGUCUUCGGUGAACUUGUUGCGAUAUGGUCGUUGUCCCAAUGGAUGCACUUCGGCCAGCGAAAACCUAUCCGCCUGGUAGAACUGGGUCCUGGGCGUGGCACGCUCAUGGCUGACAUCCUAAGAACGCUCUCUCAAUUCGCCGCCGCCUGUUCCGCGGUUCAAGGGGUUCAUCUCGUCGAGACUAGUGAAGCUAUGAGGACUCUUCAGAAAAAGACACUCGAACUGGUGGAUGCUCCGAGGAAGUGGCACACGCAAUGGUACGACUCGUUAAAUGAUUUUUCGGUCGACAAGGACACGUUCACGAUCCUCAUUGCACACGAGUUCUUCGAUGCUUUACCGUUCCAUCUAAUUCAGAGAUGUGACGACGGCUGGCGCGAAGUCCUCGUCUCUUCCGGGCCUGACUCGACUGCAAAAACCAUCCUCCGCGCAGACAGUUUCUCGCCCUUGUCAGAGUCGCCAAAAAUCCUCGAGGCCACUGGCCCACGCUUCCACCGCGCCAUAGAACCAGCACCGUCGGCGUUCUCCACCCUCCUUGGAAUGUCGUCAAAACGCUUUGAGAAGCUCCCCGUCGGGACACAGGUAGAAGUUUCUCCGUCUGCGUUCAAGGUCGCACGGAGGAUCGGGGAGCUUCUGUCGAGCGAUCUGGAGAAGUCGCGAGAUGUGUCCGGGUGUGCGCUCGUCGUGGACUAUGGCGGCGAUAAGAGCUUCUCGAACUCUUUCCGGGCCUUCAAAGACCACAAGAUUGUCGACGUCUUCGACCGCCCGGGCGAAUGCGACCUCACAACCAACGUUGAUUUCGCCUACCUCAAAGAAGCGAUCUCAGGUCUCGCAACGACCCACGGCCCAAUCCCGCAGGCCACCUUCCUCGAGCGUAUGGGUCUCUCAUUGCGCAUCGAGACCCUCAAGAAGGCAGCCAAGGACGAGCAGCAUCGAGCGGACAUCGAGCGUGCCGCGAAGCGGCUCGUCGACCGCACGGGCAUGGGCAACCAGUACCAGGUCUUGGGAAUAACUGGUACUAGACAGUUCGAGGAAGAGCUGACUGCGGAGCAGACGUGGCCGUUCGUGCAGGAGUAGGCCAAAGUCUGGUGUUGAGGAUACCGGCAUGCUACAGAAUAUACUCGUGAUUAUGUUGGAUACAUACGAUAAUGAGGGGAUGAUGUGUGCACAUGCGUGAAAUGCGGUGAAUGCUACAAGACCAUGCGAGAGGCCACCUGUUCUUCAUUCCAGAAGCGGCGCCUCUUCCCCUUUCCACCCCACAACCCACUGCAUCAGCAUCUCCGCCAUCUUCCUACCCUCCUGCGUACGCUUCCCCGUCUCGCCCUCCUUUCUCUUGCUCUCUUUCUUCUCUUUGCCUUUGAAGCACGCCUCCUCGACCGCACACGCCCACUCGCCCGACUCGUACGCAGUGCGCGAGAGCUCGACGCCGACGCCAUCACGCUCGAGGAGCAUGCGCAGUCCGUGCUCUUCGAUGAACAACGGGCGCGGGACGUAUACAAAAGGCGUGCAAGAGUCGACACAUUCCGAGACGGUACCGUAACCCUACAAAACACAACUGAAUC